CGUGUACUUGGGGUGGCACUGAGCAGUAACGCAUCUUCUGGGCUACUGUGGGCAGGGAAGGAUUCAGUGAGACUCACAUGUUCAGCUCUUGGCACUAAUGUCACCUUCUCCUGGCACCUGGAUGGGGCACCAUUACCCACAAACCCCAGGUAUCACUUAAUGGAUUCCAACUCCAGCCUCAUUAUCAGCCCUGUGGAGAGAACAGACAAUGGAUUCUUUACCUGCACUGCCUCUAACAGUUUGAAUAGUGAGACCAGCAGCCCCCUGACUCUCAGCCUUGGCUGGUCUCCUGAUGGAAAUGUUCAGUGCAAUGCAGCCAGAGUGGAUCAGACAGUGAGACUGAGCUGUUCUUGGCCCGGAGGCAACCCUGCUGCAACUGUUACCAUGGUAUUUCAGAAUAACAGAUACACAGCACAGGAUACAGUGACUAGGAAUGUACCCCUUAAUGUCAUCUCCUCUGGGGCAGAACUGACCUGCUUGGGUACACAAUUGGGGCAGGAUAUGGCCAGCACCAUGAUUAUGGGAACUCCAUUUGGGUCACCCAGUAACUCUGUCUCUUCAGUGAAUGAAGGAGAAAAUGUCACCAUGUCUGUCAGCUUAGACUGGAGCAGAACUGUUUCUCCCAGAAUUCAGGCACUUCCUGCAACAUUCUCCUGGUUCCAUCUUAACUCUAACCACCCUUUUUUAACCAAUGGAGGAAAGAUCUCAGUCAUUUCCAGUGAUUAUAAAUCAGAGCUGGUGAUAUCUUCAGUGACUGCCAGUGAAAGUGGAAUUUAUGAAUGUGAAGCUGAAAAUUUUUUGGGAAACUCAAAAUUCUCCUUUUACGUCAGUGUGACUCCAGGUUCCAGCAGCAGCAGUAGCAGCCAACUCUCCCCUGGUGCAAUAGCCGGCAUUGUGAUCGCUGCCCUGUUUGUUGUAGCGCUGAUACCUCUCACCGUAAUCUUCAUUCUCCGCAAGAAGAACAACAACAAUGUUCCAACUCCCACAAUUCCUGUGUAUGAGAAUACAGGUGCCCAAGCACCAAACCAUUAUGAUCGUAUCAUCACAGCAUCAAAGGAGGACAUGGCUGGAAAUAAUCUCCAGGAAUCCGGCUAUCAGGAACUUCAAUUCUCCCAUAAUGAUGUGUAUAAUCAUUUGAGGAACGCUCCCAGAUAAUAAUCCAGAUUAUUUCCAGAGCUGGAGACACAAUAUAGGCUCAUGAGCUGAAUGCAACCUUGUUCCUAAAGAACACAUGGGCCGUGGGUCGGAACACAGAACUCAGAGGCGCACAAUCUUCCCAGUCUUUGAGUGAUAUUUGCCCAUGCCCUGUCCCACCCAUACCACCCCACUUGGGAUACAUUACAAUAAAUUUUCUAUACAAUUUUAAAAGUAUAUUAGAAGCCGAAUGUGGAGACAUGGAAUCUAUUCCUGUUCUGCCCAUUAAGUGUGAGUUGGGACAAGUCUGUAUGCAUAUGGGAUAUAUGUGGAUUUUUGGGGGUUUAUGUACAGGGAUUGUUUGUGAACUGGUAAUCUAAU
Messenger RNA from Xenopus tropicalis (tropical clawed frog), 1515 nucleotides. Its product is annotated as carcinoembryonic antigen-related cell adhesion molecule 1-like. NCBI's taxonomy places the organism in Eukaryota, Metazoa, Chordata, Amphibia, Anura, Pipidae. The record is from RefSeq and is a predicted model, not a curated record. The coding region runs from base 160 to 1155 and encodes 331 amino acids. The transcript is spliced from 8 exons.